UCUUCCUAACAUACAGCGACCGAGCGAAAAGAUAUACUACUACGUGUGAUGUCCCUCUCUACUACAGAGAGAGGGAGUGAUUAACUGUCAGUUACUGUCAGCGUCGACUGUGAUCAGUGGAAAUAGGUUAGAGGUGUGCAAAACUUCGCAUGAAUAGAGCCGGGGUGAGCGACGUACAUCUCUGAGAGGUCGUACAACACAAGCGAGGAUCUAGAUAGGAGGGAACGACACCCACUGAGAUCCUCCUAAGCAGAAAACCGCAGAAGAAGAAGUGACAGUGGAGGAAGGAUGGACUCCAUCUCUAUGAUGGGCGGCAGCAGGAGCCCCGUGUUCCUCACAGCCCCGUCCUCCCACCACCACCUCCGACACGCCCAGGCCUGUUUCCUGCCUAACGGCAUGAAGAGCGGAGUGGGAGGUGCAGAGGCCGCCUGUUGUCUGUCCCCCCGGCCCACAGUGGCCAUCCUGGGCUCGGGUGACUUCUCCAAGUGCCUGACCAUCCGCCUGCUGCGCUGUGGCUUCCACGUGGUGGUGGGCAGCCGCCAUCCCAAACAGGCAGCCCAGUCGUUCCCUCACGUGGUGGAUGUGACGUACCAUGAGGACGCCGUGGGGAAGGCUAGCAUUGUGUUCCUGGCAGUCCGCCGGGAGCACUACUCUUUCCUGUGGGACCUCAAGCACCUACUGGAAGGUAAGAUCCUGGUUGAUGUGAGUAACAACAGGAAGGUGAACCAGUACCCAGAGUCUAACGCUGAGUAUCUGGCCUCACUGCUGCCAGACUCCUUCACGGUCAAAGGCUUCAACGUCAUCUCAGCCUGGGCCAUGCAGCAGAGCUGCCCCAAAGACGCCAGCACACAGGUGUUCAUCUGCAGUGACUCCAUGGAGGCUCGACAGCAGAUUAUGGAAUUAGCCCGCCGGCUCGACUUCCUGCCGGUGGAUAUGGGCACCCUGUCUUCUUCGCGGGAUAUUGAGAAGAUUCCCAUCCAGUUAUUCCCUGGCUGGAAGGGCCCCGUUCUCGCCGCCGUGGCCCUCUCCAUCUUCUUUUUCGCUUACUCUUUUGUACGAGAUAUCAUCCACCCUUAUGUGAAAUACAAGCAAAGCGACUUCUACAAGAUCCCCAUAGAGAUUGUGAACCGGACGCUGCCCACUGUCGCCAUCACUCUCUUGGCCCUGGUGUACCUGGCGGGCCAGCUAGCGGCCGCCCACCAGCUCUACUACGGCACCAAGUACAGGCAUUUCCCUCACUGGCUGGAGGGCUGGCUGCAGAGCCGCAAACAGCUGGGCCUCCUCAGCUUCUUCCUGGCUGCUGUCCACGUUCUCUACAGCCUCUGUCUGCCCAUGAGGAGGUCUGAGAGGUACCUGCUGCUCAACACUGCCUACCAGCAGCUCCAUGCUAAUGUGGAGAACUCGUGGAACGAGGAGGAGGUGUGGAGGGUGGAGAUGUACGUCUCCUUUGGGAUCAUGAGUCUCGGGCUCCUGUCGCUGCUGGCCGUCACCUCCAUCCCCUCCGUCCACAGCACGCUCAACUGGAGGGAGUUCAGCUUCAUACAGUCCACUCUGGGCUACAUCGCCCUGCUCAUCGCCACCUUCCACGGCCUGCUGUUCGGCUGGAAGCGAGCCUUCGAAGAGGAAGCCUACCGUUUCUACCUGCCGCCCAGCUUCGUGGUGGCCCUGGCCCUGCCGGUGUGCGUCAUACUGGGGAAGGUGCUGAUGCUGCUCCCCUGCGUGGCCCGCAAGCUCCACCAGAUCCGCCGAGGCAUGGACAGCAGUCGGUACCGGUGCCAGCGCCUGGAGCCGGUGGGCUCGGCCGCCCACGUUUCACCCGAGAGAGUCACCAUCAUGUGAUCGAGCUGUCUGCUCCUGUAUGGGGGUUUCACAUAUACUGCCAAUGAUUCUCAUAUCAUUCUUACUUUGUUACUGCCAACACUUCUUGCUGACAUUGUGUACUUAUGAGCUGUUACGAGUCACUAUAUCUACCGACCUUGUAUGACUAUUAUCUUACAGUUUGUCCAUCUAAAUUGUAAAAUGGAAUAUUCUUCCCUUGACUGUAUCUUGUCAACAUCUCACCAAUACUUUGUAAAAUAACACUGAGAUACUGAGUGUUUGUCAUGACUUUAAAGGGAAACUCCACCAGUUGUACUCGUUGUACUGAGCCUGUUAAAACAGUUAUUAAUAAUAAUAAUAACAAUAAUAGUAAUAAAGUCUUCUGUGGCUCUGGGGAGUGAUGUCGAUGAGGAUGGAGACGACAGAUGUGUGUUUACCAGGCGGGGGGUGGUGUAACCAACAGACAGGAUGUGUUUUUGACAUGUUUGGCCGUUAAUCUGUCUCUUGUCCCUCAAUUUCAUCGGAGUGCAAAACUAAAUUGCUGUAGUACUUCUUUGAUUAUGAAACAGUAUUUAUGUUGAUAAAUUUCAUAAAAUACAAAUUUCUUUU
Molecule: messenger RNA, 2427 nt
Organism: Sebastes umbrosus (honeycomb rockfish)
Lineage: Eukaryota; Metazoa; Chordata; Actinopteri; Perciformes; Sebastidae
Gene: steap2
Product: STEAP family member 2, metalloreductase
Exons: 6
Coding region: 289-1839 (516 amino acids)
Biological process (GO): copper ion import
Cellular component (GO): plasma membrane; endosome
Molecular function (GO): cupric reductase (NADH) activity; ferric-chelate reductase (NADPH) activity
Source: RefSeq, a predicted model, not a curated record